Messenger RNA from Momordica charantia (bitter melon), 891 nucleotides. The record is from RefSeq and is a predicted model, not a curated record. NCBI's taxonomy places the organism in Eukaryota, Viridiplantae, Streptophyta, Magnoliopsida, Cucurbitales, Cucurbitaceae.
UAUUUUGAAAACAACCCCUAUCAUGUCGAAGUGCAAGAUUCUCCAGAAAUGGCGACGGACCUCAAGAACUGAAGUUUAAUUCUCCUUCGAGGACUGAGAUUUUUCCAGAGUAGCCUUCACAUAAAUCGUGCGAAAAGUAAUUCUGGGGAAGAAACAAAUCCCCAAUGAUGUCGAAGAGCUUCCUGAAUCGUAACAAUUGUGCAAGGAUUUUUCUCUUAUCGCCAUUAUCGUGCUCUCCGGCGCAUGCUUCUUCUCCUAAAAGCUUUUCCGUCGCCAAGUCGGGAAAGAUUCAGCCACUCAACCUGAAGAAGAAGAGGAGGUUGGAUGAGAUUUGCGUGGAAAGGUACCAGCAAUACAGCCGAACAAUUAUACAAUCGUGGAUAUUACAAGGCAAAGUGUUGGUAGAUGGCAGAGUAGUCAGCAAAGCCGGAACACCUGUUGGGGAUAAAGCUAAGGUUGAGAUUAUUGCUGAAAUUCCGAAAUAUGUAUGUAGAGCAGGAUUCAAGUUGGAAGCUGCCAUUGAACAGUUCGGGGUUGAUGUUGCUGGUAAAGUUGCUCUUGAUGCUGGGUUAUCCACUGGAGGAUUUACUGACUGUUUGCUUCAGCAUGGGGCUUCAUUUGUCUACGGAGUUGAUGUUGGCUAUGGGCAGGUUGCUGAUAAGAUUCGCCGAGAUGAACGUGUCUGUGUGAUGGAAAGGACAAACUUAAGAUAUCUUGCUGGACUUCCUCAAAAAGUUGAUAUUGUUACUCUGGACCUUUCUUUCAUUUCUAUUCUCUUGGUAAGGUUUCAAAUGGCUGCGGAAAUGUGUUUUAAUAGCUAUGAUGUAUAUUUCAGUUUGUUAAAUCUAACUUGAUAACAGGGUUAGAAACAUUAUUAUAGCCAUAGUUUAU